Molecule: messenger RNA, 800 nt
Organism: Cladocopium goreaui
Lineage: Eukaryota; Dinophyceae; Suessiales; Symbiodiniaceae
Source: the annotation of a GenBank genome assembly
AGCCAAGGUAGCGCCUCUUGCAGAGCAUGGCACUGCGACGGACUGCGCAAGAUGAUAUUGAAAGUCAAGUCGCCGGAAAGGAUGAAUCCUUUGCAGUGGGUCAAGUGACCAUUCGCCUCCCGCUAGACUUGAGCCCUUUGCCGAUGUUGGCCUUGGUCACAAGCUUUCUUCCCUGGGCUGUGCCGGUGCUGCUGGUGAUGGACGGUAUGCUGCAUCGGCGAGCCUCCAGCUUCUUUGCUUUGUGCGCAAUCGUCGUGACAAGCAUCUUGAGCGAGUGCCUCCUGAAGCCCCUCAUUGCGGAGCCUCGACCAGCAACUUCUGCUUGUAGGACGGAAGACGGCAAGCUGCUUCCUGGCAUGCCUUCGGGCCAUGUGAUGAUUUGUCAAAGUCUUCUGACCUUUUACGUAUUGGAGGCCAUGCGCCAUCGUUUGCUGAUGGUAGCCUUGAUUCUGGUCCUCUUGAUGCCCCUGAUGCCCUGGGCACGCUGGUACAAUGGUGAUCACACUUUGAAGCAGGUGGUGGUAACCUUUAUUGUGGCUGCAGUUGUCGGCCUGGUCUACUUCCUGAUCUUCAUCAGCUUCUUCAACGAUAGUCUUGGCACCGCGGUUCAUUUGCUGGAAGUGGCUUCCAUUCCAGUGCAAGGUGUGACUAACGGGGCCUUGCCCAAGUGAAGUGGUUCCCACGGCACCGCGGCAGAGGGUGUGGAGUUCCCAACAGAGUUCUCCAUGCUGAGUGACUGGGUGAUGGUUUCAAACAUGGUUAUUUUACUUUACUUUACAUCAUAGGUGCGACGGUGAAUC